Messenger RNA from Dermatophagoides pteronyssinus (European house dust mite), 4199 nucleotides. Its product is annotated as ATP-binding cassette sub-family C member 4-like. Gene Ontology annotation, molecular function: ABC-type transporter activity; ATP binding; ATP hydrolysis activity. Gene Ontology annotation, cellular component: membrane. The record is from RefSeq and is a predicted model, not a curated record. Gene Ontology annotation, biological process: transmembrane transport. Lineage: Eukaryota; Metazoa; Arthropoda; Arachnida; Sarcoptiformes; Pyroglyphidae.
UUACAAGAAAAUCAUUAUUUGAUCGUACAUUUUGUCUAUCUAAAUUAAUUUUUACCUAUAUAUUUCCAAUAUUUUAUCAAGGUUUUAAAAAUAAUGGACUUGAUUUUCAAGAUCUUUAUCGUUGUCCAAAAGAUGAUGAAGCAGAAAAAAGUCUUAAUCAAUUAAAAAGAAGUUGGACAAAAGAAUUAAUAAAAGAAAAACCAAAAUUAUGGCGUGCAUUAUUAAAAGCAUUUGGUCCAUCAUUUAUAAUACCAUUAUUUUGUUAUAUAUUUGAAGAAUGUUUUAUACGUAUUGUACAACCAUUUUUACUUGGUCGUGUUAUUAGAUAUUUUUCAAAUGAUGAAACAAUUACAUAUGAAGAUGCAUGUUGGUCAGCAGCCGGUGUAACAAUUUGUACAGCAUUUUUCAUAUCAUGUCAUCAUCCAGCAAUGAUACAGGCAAUGCGUAUCGGUAUGCGUAUGCGUACCGCAUGUUGUUCGCUAAUGUUUCAAAAAGCAUUACGUUUAAGUCGUGCAUCUGUUAAUCAAACUGCCGUAGGACAAAUUGUUAAUAUUAUGUCUAAUGAUGUUAAUCGUAUGGAUGAGUUUAGCAUAUUUGUAUCAUAUAUGAUUGUAUCACCAAUACAAAUGUUGAUUGUAAUCUAUAUUCUAUUUGAUUAUAUAAAAUGGACUUGUUUUGUUGGCCUAGCCUUAUUAUUCCUGUUAAUACCAAUACAGGUAUAUAUGGGUCGAUUAUUUUCACGUGUACGUUCCAAUACUGCCCGACAAACUGAUCAAAGAUUACGUUUGAUGAAUGAAAUUACAUCCGGUAUUCGUGUUAUAAAAAUGUAUUCAUGGGAAAAACCAUUUGCAAAUCGUAUUGCUGAUGCAAGAAAAACCGAAGUAAAAUACAUACGACAAGCAUGUUAUUUGAAAGCAAUAAAUUUAUCAAUGUUUUUUGUUGCAACACGUAUUGUAUUGUUUGUUUGUUUUAUAACCUAUGUAUUGGUUGGUAAUCAAUUAACAUCGGAAGCAGUAUUCGUAUCAAUGGCAUUAUUCAAUACCUUGCGUCUGACGAUAACAUUUUUCUUUCCAAAUUCAAUCGGCCUGGCUUCGGAAUUAUUAAUCGGCUGUAAACGUAUUGAAAAUUUUCUUUUAUUAAAAGAAAUGGAAUGUAUUCCGGAUCAACAGCAACAGGAAAAAUUUAAAAAAGAAAAUUUUCAACAAAAACAUUGUUCAGAAAAUGAUGAUAAAAAAUGUAAAAAUAAUAAUCUUGAAGAUAAUCUGAUAACACCGCCACCAGCGCAACCACCACCAUUGAUCAAUGAACCAAAAUUAAUAAUCAAUAAUAUUGUUGCAAAAUGGAGUCAAGAAUUAAUGCAACCAACAUUACGUAAUAUUAGUGUACGUUUAAAAUCUGGUGAUUUAUUAGCGGUAAUCGGGCCAGUCGGUUCAGGUAAAAGUUCAUUUUUAAUGAGUAUAUUACGUGAAUUACCAAUUGAAUCAGGUAAAAUUGAUAUUGAAGGAUCAAUAUCAUAUGCAAGUCAAGAUCCAUGGUCAUUUAAUGAAAGUGUCCGAAAUAAUAUCUUGUUUGGUAUGCCAUUUGAUCAAAAACAUUAUGAUCAAGUUAUAAAAGUUUGUGCAUUGGAAAGAGAUUUAACAUUAAUGCCAUUUGGUGAUCGUACAUUAGUUGGUGAAAAAGGUGUAUCAUUAAGUGGUGGACAAAAAGCACGGAUUAAUUUAGCACGUGCAAUAUAUCGUAAUCCAGAUAUUUGUUUAUUAGAUGAUCCAUUAUCAGCUGUUGAUACAAGUGUUGCUGAACAUAUUUUUGAAAAUUGUAUCAUUGAACAUUUGAAAUCCAAGAUUCGUAUCCUAGUUACACAUCAAAUACAAUUUAUACAAAAAGCAACAAAAAUCCUUAUACUUAAAGAAGGUGAUUGUUUAGCAUUCGGUACAUUUGCUGAAUUACAACAAAUGGGUAUUGAUUUUAUGAGUUUAUUGAAUGAAAAAUCUAUUACAAAUGAUAAUGAUGGUAGUGAUCAAAGUGGUGGUGGUGGUGGUCAAGGUGGUGAACAUCAAAAAUUAACCAGUUCAAAUUCAUUUGAUGGUUCAGAAACAUUUUCAACUGAUUGUGCUAUUCGUGGACGUUCACGUACAAUUUCCAGUGGUUUUGAAGGUUUUGAAGUUUUACCAUCAGAUGAUAAUGCUGUUGCUACUGUUGCUAAUGAAAAUCAAAUUAAAAAUAAUAAUAAGGAUGAUGAUGAAACAAAAUCCGAUACAAAAUUAACUGAAGAACAAUAUCAACGUGGAUCGAUUAAAUGGAAAGUUUACCGGGAAUAUUUAAAAGCUGGUUCCGGAAUUAUUUCCUUGACAAUAACGAUUAUAUUUCUUGUAUUAUCACAAACAAUUUUCAAUGGUUCGGAUAUAUUUUUAACAGCAUGGACAAAUAAAAAUCAAUUUGGUGAAAAUCAAAUAUCAGAUCAAGAACAACAUCAAGAUAUUAUAAUAUAUUCAAUAUUAAUCGGUACAUUGUUCAUAACAACAAUUGUUCGUUCAGUAUCAUUUUUUCAAAUUUGUAUGCGUGCAUCUGAACGUCUUCAUAAUCAAAUUUUCGAACGAUUACUACAGGCAAAAGUAGCAUUUUUUGAUCAAAAUCCAGCCGGUCGUAUAUUGAAUCGUUUUACAAAAGAUUUAGGUAUUAUUGAUGAAAUGUUACCAAGUACUGCAUAUGAUUUGAAUUUAACAUUUUCACAAGCAAUCGGUAUUAUUGUUACUGUUUCAAUUGUAAAUUGGUGGUUAAUAUUACCGGCAAUUUUUCUUACAAUUAUUAUAUUUUUUAUGCGUGGUAUUUAUAUUAAAUCUGCACGUGAUAUUAAACGUUUUGAAGGUUUAGCACGAAGUCCAGUUUAUUCACAUAUAAGUACAACAAUCAAUGGAUUAGCAUCGAUACGAGCAUUUGGUGCACAAAAAGCAUUUGAACGACAAUUUUUUAUCUAUCAAAAUGAUCAUAGUGCAACAUGGUUUUUAUUUAUUAGUUCAUCAAGAUGUAUGGGUUUAAUUAUUGAUUGGAUUGCAACAAUUUAUAUUGCUGUUAUUUCAUUUGUUAUUAUGAUGUCAAAAGAUAUGCAAGGUGGUAGCGCCGGACUGGCUAUAUCAUCAGGUUUAAUGUUAGCCGGUAUGACACAAUGGGCUGUAAGACAAUCAGCUGAAUUUGAAAGUCAAAUGACAUCAGUUGAACGUAUUGUUGAAUAUCAAGAUUUACCAAAAGAACCAUUAGCUGAAUCAGAACCUGAAAAACGGCCAUCAAAUGAAUGGCCAACUGAAGGUACAAUUGAAUUUGAUCAUAUGUAUUUACGUUAUUCAGGUAGUGAUAAACCUGUAUUAAAAAAUAUAAAUUGUACAAUAUUGGGUGGUGAAAAAAUUGGUAUUGUUGGUCGUACUGGUGCAGGUAAAAGUUCAUUAAUUGCUGCAUUGUUUCGUUUAACCGAAAUUGAUGGUUCAAUACGUAUUGAUAAUAUUGAUACAAAAUCAAUUGGUUUAAAAGAUUUAAGAAAAAAAUUAUCAAUUAUUCCACAAGAUCCAGUUGUAUUUAGUGGUUCAGUAAGAUAUAAUCUUGAUCCAUUUAAUGAAUAUGAUGAUGAUAAUAUUUGGAAAGCAUUAGAAGAAGUACAACUUAAAACACAAGUUAAUAAUUAUAAAGGUAAAUUAAGUGGACAGAUUACUGAAAGUGGUAGUAAUUUAAGUGUUGGUCAACGACAAUUAAUUUGUUUGGCACGAGCAAUAUUGAAAAAUAAUCGUAUAUUAAUAUUGGAUGAAGCAACAGCAAAUGUUGAUCAUCAAACAGAUAAACUUAUACAGGAAACAAUAAGAGAAAAAUUCAGUGAUUGUACUGUAUUAACAAUUGCACAUCGUUUAAAUACAAUUAUUGAUUGUGAUCGUGUUUUAGUAUUGGAUGCUGGUGAAAUUGUUGAAUUUGAUAUACCAUAUUUAUUACUUAGAAAUAAAGGUAUUUUUUAUGAAAUGUGUAAAAAAACUGGACGUUCAAUGUUUGCUAAUCUUUAUCAAUUGGCAAAAAUUACACAUAAAAAUAAAUUACGUUCAAAUUUGAUGGAAAAUAUGGAUAAAACUAUUGUUGAACCAAUAUUGGAUGAAGAAGAUUUAGCUGUUGUUGAUGAUGAUGAAGAAUUAUUAUUGAAUUCAGAUUCGAAUAAACAAAAUGAU